This is a messenger RNA of Parastagonospora nodorum SN15, 798 nucleotides long. RefSeq lists its product as hypothetical. Gene Ontology annotation, molecular function: protein binding. The transcript is spliced from 2 exons. The coding region runs from base 1 to 798 and encodes 265 amino acids. NCBI's taxonomy places the organism in Eukaryota, Fungi, Ascomycota, Dothideomycetes, Pleosporales, Phaeosphaeriaceae. The record is from RefSeq and is a predicted model, not a curated record.
AUGUUCAAGAAAUUCAAAGACAAGCUCAAGGAAGAUGGUGACCGAGCACUAGCCUGGACAAACACAAACCCUCUAUGGCCGCCGCAGAACCUGACACCAGCGACUCACGCCGCGAUUCAAAAUGGACAACUCGCCCUUCUCAAAGCACCUUCAUAUCUCGGGGACCUCCUCCCUCAACCCGAAGCUGGACACUGGCGAUGCCGCACGCACGCCAACUGCAGAGACUCGAGCAUCAUGACGAACCUACCCAUGUACUCUGUGUACUGGGACUCUCCGCUCAACACCCAACGCCCCAAGACCAUCUACUUCGAGCUCAAAGUCACCGGCAUAGGUCGUGGAGGCUCGUCGCUUGAAGAAGCAGAUGCGGGCAUCGCGGUCGGCUUUGUCGCACCUCCCUACCCAACCUUUCGUCUUCCGGGCUGGGAGCGCGCAAGCUUGGGUGUUCACGGCGACGAUGGGCGGAAGUACGUCAACGAUCCUUGGGGCGGCGUGGACUUCACGACUGCAUUUGCGCCGGGAGAGAUUGUGGGUAUAGGCAUCACGUACUCUGUGCCUAAGAAUCCGCCGAGUUACGAGCAGACGCAGCAGGGACGCUUGAUGGACAUUGACGUUUUCUUCACGCGCAAUGGAAAGAAAGAGGGUGGAUGGGAUGGGAAUGAGGAGCUCGAUGUGAGGAGCGAGGGGGGCAAUACGGGUCUGAGGGGCGAGUGUGAUCUGUUUCCUGCUAUCGGUGUGUUUGGAGGCGUGGAUUUCGAUGUCUUCUUUCAUCCUUCGCAGUGGCUGUAUAGGCCGUGGUGA